UUUCAAGACAAGGUUUUUCUUUGUAGCCUUGGCUGUCCUGGAAUUUGCUCUGUAGAUCAGGCUGGCUUCUAAGUUAUAAAGAUCCAUCUGCCUCUGCCUCCAAGUGCUGGGAUUAAAGGUGUGGGCUUAAUGAGCUUUUCUAUGAUCCAGCUAGUUCUCCAGUAACUGAUACUGAGACUUGUCAAUUUUUUUUUUAGACAAGUUUUAAGCAGAAAAACUGGGCAGUUACAAGUUAAACUAAUUUUCUAUGCCGAUCUGGUUAACUCCCCGCGGUGCUCUCCAGGUUACUUGCUAAUAUGUCGUCCUGUCUGGGCUGGAUAUGCUCCAUCAGGUCAUGUUCUUUCUCUCCAUCUUUUUCUCCUUCUUUCUCCUCAUCUCUCUCUCUCUCUCUCUCUUGUGGUCCCUUCCUGAGAACCCAAGCCUGGGAACCAAAGCUACGCCCACUUCUCUACUGCCCAAUUGCAGGCUGUCCAGCCUCUUAGUUAACCAAACAGAGAAUAUUGGGGGACAAAGUUUUACACAACAUCACUCAGUGUACAUGAGAAUGUACUCAUCUGGAUGUCAACCAGAUCUUGGGGCUCAGAAUUUAGCAUUUAUAUACAUAGCACCAGACCAACUCCCAACACAGCCCAUUUCCUACUACGAGGUCAGGCACAGCCUGUGGCCCCAGGGUGUAAGUCCCCAGAGCUUCCCUCCAGCUGAAUACUUGCCAGUGGCUUAGCAGGGUUGUGCUGAUCCGCACCUGUCCCUCCAGACAGCCAGGAGCCCACUGAGACUCCCUUGUGCCAUUUCUACCUCCAGGUAGUUUUCCCGGGUGUGAAAAUGAAGAGGAGUUUGUUAAUCCAGAGUCCUGUCCGUUUCUGCAUCCAUGUCAGCAUCUUGAAGCCAUUCUCUUCAGGCACUGAUCUCCUUUGGCUUGUGACAGAAAUGAACAUACAGAUGUUAUUCUGCAGAAUGGCAGACUCUUUUUCUGCUCACCUCAUAAUCAUGAGUUUCUAGGAAGGUACCUGCUCGCUACAGACCAAAUAAACUCUGCUGAUUGGCUGCAUCUUAUCAUGGCCAGGGGUUCUUUCAUCAGCUGUCCCAUUGCUGCCCGCUGCCUUAAGGUGCCUUCUUGACUUGCAGAAUGGGCUUUAGUGCAGAGGGGGUCCCAGCACACCGUAUCAGAGAAAGACUUUCCAGGUCUGGAGAUGUCCUUCAGAGCGCUGUGCUGUGUGCACUCACCUAUGAGUGAGUAUUCGAGCCGAUAGCAAGUGUACUAUUUGUUUUGUUUUUCUUUCUCCACUCUGUGGCUGUUCUCUGAACCUUCCCCCCCUUUCUCCUUUCUUCUGUCCUUUCUCUGGGCACCUAUCCUUUGUCCCCAUUUCUGGGUCAUCUGCCUCCACCCACACCAUUCCUUGUUUCCUGUGUGUUUGCCCUCAUAGCUGUCAGGCUCCGGGCACAAUACAGAUAACAGUGGUCGGUUCAAAGGCACUGUGGUAGAGUGGUUAGCGGGCAGUGCUGGCUCUACAUCAAGUGUUUCCGCUGUCAUUGCAGACGGUGGGCAGCAUUUGGGCAGCUGAUAAAGAAGUUCUUGGUGUAUUAGGGCUGUCUGUCUCAGAGCCCUUCAUUUGGGUCUCAAGUGCUUAAACCUACUGGAGUCGGUUCCUGUAGCUUUCUCAGCCAGUGGAGUUGGUUUUGUCUGUAUCAGUGGUUAUCAUAGCUUGGUUUUCCUGACUAUGAAUUGGGGUGACAGCAGUUGCUAAAGGGGGUUAUAUAGUAGUGAAGGUGGGAGCUAAGGGCCCUACGUAGUUGGUUGUGUUCUCGUUGGCGCUGAGGAGAAUGGUUUGGGGUUAGGGUGCUAGCCUUGUGGGAUGAAAGUCAGCUGCCCCAUGGAACACUCCGUAGGCUGGGUCAGUCCAGUGGUGCUCAGGCUGAAGGGUGGGGAGAGGGGUCAGAGUCCUUGUAGGAGGCUCCCCUGUGCUGGGUCCUACAUUCCUGGUUCAGCUCAGCCGGGUCCGAAGCCCAGUUCUGGAGUGUGUGUGACGCCCGGAAGGGGAGGCUCCCCUGAGAAAAUAUUGACAGCCCUCCUGUCUCCUAGCUGCCUAGAGAUUGUCACCUGUGGACGCUGGAAGCUGGAACCCUAGGACUGACCAUACACCCUGACCUUUGCUACCAUAGCUUGUUCGACCUAGCUGUGCUGACUGAAAAACUAGCCAUAAGGACUGAGGGCAGCCAGCAUGGAAGAAGAGCAGAGGUUCCUAGGGGCUGCCAGGGGCUUGGUGCUGAUUGGCCCUGCCCUCCAUUCUCCUAGGCAGGGUGCCAGGAAGCUGGAACUUUGUUAUCUGGGUAAUUAGCUUCAGACCCUGGACUGAGGCCGGCCUGGUCUUAGGGCUACUUCCCCCAGGCUGUGCACCCUGACCCCAAGAGGGAGGUGAGGCGCUUUGUGCAGAGGCCCGGCCAGCUAAACAGUCGAGGUGUCAGUUCUGCCUGGGGAACGGCUGCAGGCACCCCCCACACACACCUUCCCCUCCACCCCAUGCCACACUGUCCUCCCUGCCCAGGCUCUGCACCGUAGGGCAGCUGAGCCUGGUCUCAGUGUGGGGCCUCCCAUCUCAGCCUUGCCAGGAACAGAGAGCACCAAGUCUUAGGAAGGGGAUGCCCCCAAGGGUGCCAGUCCAGCCAGCUGCCCCACCCUUCAGGCUUGGCCUGCCCCCCCGAACCCAAAUCGUGGUGCCCCAGACAGCCCUGUGGGCUAACAUCCACCACCAUGGCCGAGCACCUGGAGCUGCUGGCAGAGAUGCCCAUGGUAGGCAGGAUGAGCACCCAGGAGCGGCUGAAGCAUGCCCAGAAGCGACGUGCCCAGCAGGUAAAGAUGUGGGCCCAGGCUGAGAAGGAGGCCCAGAGCAAGAAGGGCCAUGGGGAGCGACCAUGGAAGGAGGUGGCUGGCCUCAGGCCUCGGAAGCAUGUCCUCUUCCCUCCCAGCGUUGCUCUUUUGGAGUCUGCUGCCCGAAACGACCUGGAGGAAGUCCGCCAGUUCCUUAGUAGCGGGGUCAGCCCCAACCUGGCCAAUGAGGAUGGCUUGACUGCACUACACCAGUGCUGCAUUGAUGACUUCCAAGAGAUGGCACAGCAGCUCCUGGAGGCCGGGGCUGACGUCAAUGCUCGCGACAGUGAGUGCUGGACCCCUCUGCAUGCUGCAGCUACCUGUGGGCAUCUGCAGCUGGUGGAACUCCUCAUUUCACGUGGUGCAGAUCUCCUGGCUGUCAAUACCGAUGGGAACAUGCCCUACGACCUGUGUGAGGAUGAACAGACACUGGAUUGCCUUGAGACUGCCAUGGCCAAUCAUGGUAUCACCCAGGACAGCAUUGAGGAGGCCCGGGCAGUGCCAGAGCUGUGCAUGCUGAAUGACCUCCAGAACCUGCUGCAUGCUGGGGCCAACCUCAAUGACCCUUUGGACCAUGGGGCCACUCUGCUGCACAUCGCCGCUGCUAAUGGGUUCAGUGAGGUGGCUACCCUGCUACUGGAGCAAGGAGCCAGCCUGAGCGCUAAGGACCAUGAUGGCUGGGAGCCUCUGCAUGCUGCAGCCUACUGGGGCCAGGUGCACCUGGUAGAAUUGCUUGUGGCACAUGGGGCUGAUCUGAAUGGAAAAUCUCUGGUGGACGAGACGCCCCUCGACGUGUGUGGUGAUGAGGAAGUAAGAGCCAAACUGCUAGAGCUCAAGCACAAACAAGAUGCACUCCUGCGGGCUCAGGGCCGCCAGCGCUCCCUGCUGCGCCGUCGCACCUCUAGCGCAGGCAGCCGUGGGAAGGUGGUGAGACGGGUGAGCCUGACACAUCGCACCAACCUAUAUCGCAAGGAGCAUGCCCAGGAGGCCAUCGUGUGGCAACAGCCAGCACCCACCAGUCCAGAACCUCUAGAGGAUGAGGACAGGCAGACAGAUGCUGAGCUCCGGCUGCGGCCCCCAGAGGAAGACAGCCUUGAAGUGGCCAGACCACACAAUGGCCAAGUAGGGGUCCCCCCAGGGAGGCACCUGUACUCCAAGCGUCUAGAUCGGAGUGUCUCCUAUCAGCUGAGUCCUGCAGAGAGCAAUGCCCCUGAUGCCCUCGUCCGGGACAAGGCCCACCACACACUGGCAGAACUUAAACGCCAGCGAGCAGCUGCGAAGCUUCAGCGACCUGCCCCUGAAGGGCCUGAGACCUUUGAGCCUGGCCUGUCUGUUGACACUGAGACCUCUCAGCCUGACUGUGGCUUCAGCCCAACUGGGGACCCUCCCCUGCUCAAGCUCACUGCUCCCUCGGAGGAGGCUCCUGUGGAGAAGAAGCCAUGCUGUUUGCUCAUGUGAAAUGUGAUUCCUCAGUGUGGCACGGUUCAACCCCAUGCCCAACCAGAGGCUCCCUCAUGCUCUCUGGCCUGCUGGCCCACUCCAGCACAUACCCCAGUGCUGUAGGCGAGCCAGCACAGAGCCCCGGACCCCCUCCCAGCCCAGGACACUGGCCACCUUGCUCAGGGAUGGACUAUGCAGCACUGUACCUAUGGGCCUCAGGCCACAGACUGCUUCUUCUGUGACUCUUGAUAAAAGGCUGUUUGCCACUGA
Meriones unguiculatus (Mongolian gerbil) is the source of this 4576-nucleotide messenger RNA. RefSeq names its product protein phosphatase 1 regulatory subunit 16A (gene Ppp1r16a). The record is from RefSeq and is a predicted model, not a curated record. The transcript has 11 exons. NCBI's taxonomy places the organism in Eukaryota, Metazoa, Chordata, Mammalia, Rodentia, Muridae. Gene Ontology annotation, molecular function: protein binding; enzyme inhibitor activity; protein phosphatase regulator activity. The coding region runs from base 2750 to 4324 and encodes 524 amino acids. Gene Ontology annotation, cellular component: cytoplasm.